This is a messenger RNA of Kwoniella mangroviensis CBS 8507, 2547 nucleotides long. RefSeq lists its product as uncharacterized. Lineage: Eukaryota; Fungi; Basidiomycota; Tremellomycetes; Tremellales; Cryptococcaceae. Gene Ontology annotation, molecular function: hydrolase activity, acting on carbon-nitrogen (but not peptide) bonds. The transcript has 16 exons. The record is from RefSeq and is a predicted model, not a curated record. Gene Ontology annotation, biological process: carbohydrate metabolic process. Bases 1 to 2547 code for a protein of 848 amino acids.
AUGCAGACCAAUUCUGAGGAGUACGGGUCAAGAGAUCUAGUGGGGUACGGCUUCAACCCUCCCAAUCCCGAAUGGCCAGAUGGAGCCAAAAUUGCAAUUAGUUUGGUAAAGGGCAGUGAGCAUACCGUAGUGAAUGGUGAUGAAGUGUCAGAGACUUUGGCUAGUGAACUCGGGCCAGGAGUCACACCGCACGUCAAUCAGCGAGAUGUCAAUAUGGAGUCCCUUUACGAGUACGGUUCUCGAGCUGGUGUAUGGCGAAUUCUGCGGUUAUUCCAAGAGAAGUCUGUCAAAUGUACCGCCUACGCCGUAGGUCAGGCUUUGGAGAUGAAUCCGGAAGUGGGGCAGGUAUUGAAGGAGCAUGGCCACGAGUUCGCGUCCCAUGGCUGGAGAUGGAUAGAUCGAUCUAAGUGGACUGUUGAGGAGGAGGAGGCGAAUGUGAGGAAGACGAUCAGAGCGAUAGAAAAAGCCUCGGGUGCGCCUCCUAAAGGAUGGUAUUAUGGUAUGGUUGGAUCCAAAGCCAGUCCUAGAUCUAGAGCUCUAGUAGCUGAAGUAUUCAGAGAAGAAGGGAUCCCUUUGGAGUAUUGGUGUGAUGACUAUAGCGACGAUUUGCCUUACUGGAUUCCUAUGCCAGGAGGUCAGAAGGAUCAGGGGCUUCUGGUGAUCCCAUAUACUCUCGACACGAAUGACUACAAAAACGCUACAUAUCAACCAUUCACCACCUCUGACGACUUCUACACCUACUUGAAGGACGCGUUUGAUGAACUGUACAGAGAGGGGUCAAAGGGCUCUCCUAAGAUGCUUUCCAUAGGUUUACAUUGUCGCAUUGUAGGUAGACCAGCCAGGAUAGCGGGGUUGCGGAAGUUCAUAGAGUAUGCGCAGUUUGUGCCUCACAAUAAGCCAAGUGAGAGAGGACACUCCCAUGAUGAUCACGCAAGGGACAUGCAGAGGAUGAAAAGUGAUGUUGUAGUUCUGCAGAAGCGGAUGCAAGAAGCCUUGCGCCGGAUUGGAGAGCUAGAGUGUGCUUCUACAUAUCAGAUGCCGGUGCAGAGGACCGGUGUCGUUGGAGCAGACAAACGACUUUCUCUUAUAAAUAACGCACCGUCAAAUGAUACUUCCAUUCUCAAUCUGCCUGAUCUUCAACCUACGACCUUUCAACAAAGCUUCCCACCUCAGAAAGCCCACGCCUCGACAAUUGCUGGCACCAUUCAGAAUGGCACGUUCUCUUCAGCUCCUAUCGAAACGCUACGUGGUCUUAUCGCCAGACCACCCACUGACAAUUCCGAUACGACUCUGUCAUGCACACCCCGCAAUCGUGAAGUCCCGAGCACUAGUGCCCAUGACGACUCCCAACGAAAUGACCCAAUUUCAAGAGGAAUAUUGACGACUGACGAAGCGCAGAGGUUGUUUGACAUAUUCUUCGAAGCCUGCCACGAACUUGCACCGUGCUCUUGGAUAACCGGACAGAGGGAUGCUGAGAAGACAAGGGAGAAGAGCUCGUUUUUAUUCACCUCCAUUUGUCUGAUCGGAGCUAGGUACUGGGAUAUUGAUGAUCCAAUCCGAUCUACACACAAUUGGCUACAUCCUCGGUACCCAUCCCUAGUAUCGUUCUUCGACGAGCACAUACAGCUCCUCCUUCUCCACCCCAGUUCAAGAGACUUCACUUGUGAGGUCGUUCAGUCCCUUCUGCUGUCCAUACAAUGGCCUGCCGUCGACAUCGAUUUGUCCUCCACCUCGAGUAGCACGUCCACACCAAAGAGCCGGUUCACAGACUCGUACGCUUGGUUGAUGAUUGGCCUAGCGACUCGCUUUGCAAAGUACAUCGCUCUCGAAGAGGUGACUCACGUGGACUUUGGGAACUCCCGCCUGGAUGAGGAGAAGCUGCAAAAGAUGAGGGUGUGGCUCAAUCUGAUUUCCGUUGAUAGGCAUCUGACACUCACAGCGGGUCUUCCAGCGACACUGGUUGCCCCACCAACAUCCCUGCUUCGCGCCUUCGGAUCCCACCCUAAAGCUCAGUCAGGGGAUCUGAAAUUAGCUGGACUAGCAGAACUCGUAGCGAUUGUUCAUCGCGCCUCGAUCUCUUGCGGUGAUGUAAGUUUGAAGAAACUAGAUAGCAUCACCUUGAGCGUGGCAAAUGCGGAGCUGGACAGCUGGGAGAGGGAAUGGAAUGCUAUAUUCAGUGGCAACAGGGCCGAUCCCACCUUCAAACAGCAGAUGCCAUUCACAGCGCUGAGAUGGUACCGACUAGCUCUCAACGCCCUACCAAUAGGUGUCGAACUAGGGGAUAUCGAGAAAGGCACGAUGUCACCUACACCAGCUGCACUCAAGACCGGAGUGGACGCUGCGUUCAGGCUCUUAUGGCAAUACUCCACAGACGCCGUAGGAGAGCGCCCAGAGAGGCUGGCAGCUAUGGUUGACGGUUCAAAGUAUACCAUGAACUUUACCGCACUCUCCUCCUUCAUGUUCGCUGUGGACUCCUACUGGAUCACUCAUGCAUACGCGGCAGUGUUUUUGGUUCUGGUAUAUGACCGAGGAUGCAUCGAUGGUUAG